Molecule: messenger RNA, 693 nt
Organism: Thelazia callipaeda (thelaziosis nematode)
Lineage: Eukaryota; Metazoa; Nematoda; Chromadorea; Rhabditida; Thelaziidae
Source: the annotation of a GenBank genome assembly
AUGAGUUCGAUUGGUACUGGGUAUGAUCUUGCCGCUGCCACUUAUGCCACAUCUUCAGUUGAAUAUGCUCAGAAAGCAGUCGAUGGUGGCGCUACGAUGAUUGCAUUGCGAGGCAAAGAUGGCGUUGUUACGGCAGCAGAUAAAGUAGUCUCAUCGAAAUUGUAUGUUGAAAAUGCGAACUCAAGAGUAGCUAAUGCAGGAGAAUACAUUGGUUGUACAAUGGCAGGUAUAUAUCCAGAUUGUAAAGCACUUCUUGAUUAUGCCAUUAACGAGGCAUUGAAUUAUCUGAAGGAAUAUCGGUCACCUAUCCCUAUCAAAAAGCUAGCAAACCAGUUGGCUGAAUAUAUUCAUGUUUAUACGCUUGGUAUCAGUAGACCUUUUGGAGCUUCCAUUUUUUUGAGUGCGUGGGAUGCAGAGAAUGGUGCGAAGUUGUUUCUGUUGGAACCAUCGGGUUUAUGUUAUGAAUAUAGAGCAUGGGCUAUUGGCAAGCACCGACAAGCCGCCAAAACGGAAAUUGAGAAAAUGAAAUUGGAGACUAUUCCAAUGCAACACUUAAUUAAGGAAGCGGCUCGGAUAAUUAUGAUGGUACGAGAUGAAACAAAAGAUAGAAAUCCCCAAAUAGAAAUGGGUUGGGUUGGCGAAUUCACUAAUGGGAAACAUGAAAUUGUUCCUAAAGAGGUUAGUUAUUUUUAG